CUUGGUGACCUUUGGUGACCUUUGGUUCCCCCAAAUUUUCCCCUCCCCCCUUCCCAGGAUGCUGCAGCCGCUGCCGAAGGCGGAGCCCAGGGCGGUUUUGCUCCUCCCCUCGCCCCGCCCCGCCCCGGGGGGCGUGGCCACCGCCGGCCCCGCCCCUUCCGGCCCCGCCCCUUCCGCCGCCGCCGCCGCUUCGGGCCCCGCCCCUCUGCUGGUGGCCCCGCCCCUGGUGACGCUCGGCCACGCCCCCGCCACGCCCGUCGCCGCCGGCCACGCCCCUCUGGUGACGUCACAGGGGGCGGGGCUCAACCUGGGGCUGGGAUUGGCUCUGGCGCCGCCCAGGGCCACGCCCACGCUGCUGGCUCCGCCCCCCACCGCUCUUCCCGCCGCCUCCUUGGCCACGCCCCCUCCCUCGCCAAGCCCCGCCCCUCCGGGCCCCGCCCUGGGCAAGGGGGCGGGGCCUGUGCAGGGGGCGGGGCCGGGGGCGGGGCCUCCCUUGGCCGCCUUCGCCCUCGGGGGCCCCCAAAGGCUCCUCUUGGCCCCGGAGAUGCAGGCCCGGCUGCCCU
Corapipo altera (White-ruffed manakin) is the source of this 563-nucleotide messenger RNA. RefSeq names its product translation initiation factor IF-2-like. Lineage: Eukaryota; Metazoa; Chordata; Aves; Passeriformes; Pipridae. The annotation marks the transcript as partial. The record is from RefSeq and is a predicted model, not a curated record. The transcript is spliced from 2 exons.